GUGUUGCUUAUAUCUGAGCCCUGUUGUUACACUAUUAUAAUAUCAGCCGCUUAAAAUUCCAAAAAAAACAAAAAAAGGAAAGUGUUAUAUAUAAAUUCAUCGUGGGGAGCGAAAACCCUAAAAGGCUUCUGAAGGCCGCGGCGCAACACCUAGAGUCUCUUCACAGUCACAUCUCCAUACCAUCUCCGGCGGAGGAGGAGGGAGGAGGAACCAAAACCCUAAAAGCCUUUCUACAGGCCGCGGCGCAGCACCGAGAUUCUCUUCUGAAACUUUCACAGCCCCAUACCAUCUUUCUGCGGCUGAGGAGGAAGGCAAUUUAACCGAUGGAGAGUGGGAGGCACCAAAACCCUAAAAUAUCUGCUGACUCGCAGUGAAGACUUUUAAAUCCCCAUUCCAUCUCCGGCGGAGGAGGAGGUAGGCAAUUUAAGGUUGAGGAGGGUGGGGAUUCUGGGGAAGUAUCAUUGUUUCUGGUUGCUGGUUUUGAUGGUGGGCCAUAUAUUGCUGCAAUUUAUGAAAUCAAAAUUGGAGUAGGGGGAGGGGGAGGGGCAUCUGAAAUUGCACUUGUUAGUCCUAUGGUUAGAGCAUUUGCAGAAGAUAAAGAGUAUAUUCCCCGGUUGGUUGUGAUAUCUCAGGAUCGCACAUGUUCUUGAUGGCUUCAUUUUUGGAGGUUAAGGAAAACAGAUAUAAGCAGCUUCAACCCCUUCGUUUCGACACAAAUACCAAAGAGUGUAUCAAAUUUCCAUUGCCACAAGCAACAAAACCUCUUCCCAUAGUGAUGGCUGUCCAUGAAAAAGGUAUUUUUGUGCUUGCUGGAGGUACCACGUGUUCGUGCAUCGAAAUAGGCUCUCCGUGUUUCGAACGUUUGGAUCCCAAUCAAGGGCGGUGAGAUGAUUAUUCUUCCCUACCUGAGUAUCGUCUGGACACAAAAUUACCCAGGGUUGUCUCCGGUUACGCAGUUAUCAAGGAGUGUAUUCUCAUUUCAGUUUAUGAUUUUGUUUACGAACACACAACUGGAUUUUAUUAUUACAGAGUCGGGAGUGAAAUGAAGGAUUGGCAGGUCGUCAAAAAGGAAAAGGAGAAUGAGUUCUAUUACCCCCUGUUUGGAAAGGCUGAAUAUGUUGAUGGUUACGUAUACACUUUGGGACGUAAUUUAAACUUGAUUGCAUAUCAUGUCGGACGUUCUGCUGAACAUGAUGGUAUCAUUCAAUCUAUUGGUGUUCCAGUGCAUUUUACAAAACUGGACUUUUUAGAUCUACCAAUGUAUUGUGGUCGGUCACUCUCCCCCGGUUGCUUAGUUCAUUUGGGAGAGAAAAUACUUUGUAUGAUGUUCACUGGUUUCAAUCUUGACCCCUCCAACUUUCAAUAUGUUUCCAUCUUGAUCGUCCAAGUUUCUGAUGACAUGAAGGAGCUUUCAACGUUGUGGUCAGGUCUCUGCGCCUUGAAUAUAAAGAACCUUGGUCCCGCAAGUUUAACAUCACUUUGUUUUGAUUCCCAGCGGAGUAAAUUUGCCUACAUGUCUGAAUUCUUCUGGACAAGCGGUCUUAAGGUUCAGUCUAAGCAGUUUGAGGAACUUGAUGUUGACACGCAUAUGCAGCCAGUGGACUCUGAUCCACCAAAGCCAGAGCCAGUACCUGAGGUUGAAUCGGUGGAUGGUUUCCUGCUGCAGCUAGGUCUUGAAAAUUAUUCAAUAAUAUUCGAAUAUGAGGAAAUUGAUAUGGCCGCUCUUGUACACUUAACGGAUGAUGAUCUCAAGGCUUUAGGAUUACCUGAGAGGUAUGUCUUAGGUACCACCUAUUGAGCAAAUUGCUCACCUCAUUUCAUUAAACAUUUUUCAAGACUGGGAAAGGAAAUAGGGGACGCCGACCCUUCACAAGCAUGAGGAAGACUAGGAGUUUAUUUUUUUGCCGCCUUUUGUAUAUUUAUCACGCUUUUGUAAAAGUCCCAAAACCAUAAUGAAGUGUAUCAUUUUGCAAGCCAUGGCCAUGUAUUGUGAACUAUAACUCUUGUUGGUAUUUUGAAGGGAAGCGAGAUUAUGUAAAUAUUUUGUGUUGAAUGGGAUGAUGAUGAUGGGUCAUCUUGAGGAGGUUGUUGA
Messenger RNA from Cornus florida, 2092 nucleotides. RefSeq lists its product as uncharacterized. Lineage: Eukaryota; Viridiplantae; Streptophyta; Magnoliopsida; Cornales; Cornaceae. Gene Ontology annotation, molecular function: protein binding. Bases 1043 to 1798 code for a protein of 251 amino acids. The record is from RefSeq and is a predicted model, not a curated record. The transcript is spliced from 6 exons.